This is a messenger RNA of Mus musculus (house mouse), 2884 nucleotides long. It is a transcript of the gene Lias, whose product is annotated as lipoic acid synthetase. The coding region runs from base 133 to 1254 and encodes 373 amino acids. Gene Ontology annotation, biological process: lipoate biosynthetic process; protein lipoylation. Gene Ontology annotation, cellular component: mitochondrion. Lineage: Eukaryota; Metazoa; Chordata; Mammalia; Rodentia; Muridae. The transcript has 11 exons. Gene Ontology annotation, molecular function: catalytic activity; lipoate synthase activity; sulfurtransferase activity. The record is from RefSeq and is marked validated.
GAGCUAGUCGAGUCGCGCCGGUCGGCGACGACGUAUCGCGUCAUGACUCAAGCGACGAGUUGUUGGACGCGUCCGGUGCCGGGGGUGCUGUUCCCUCGAUCCCUUGACACUCCUGAGACCUAAAAGAGGGGGAUGGCUCUACGCUGCUGGGAUACAGCUCGCAGCCUGGGGUCCCGGAUAUUUGGAAGAUAUGCGUUCACGGUUAGAGCAUUAAGUUCUUUGCCAGAUAAGAAAAAGGAAUUUUUGCAUAAUGGACCAGACCUUCAAGAUUUUGUAUCUGGUGAUCUUGCAGACAAGAGUACAUGGGAUGAAUAUAAAGGAAACUUAAAGCGCCAGAAAGGAGAAAGGCUAAGACUACCUCCAUGGCUAAAGACAAAGAUACCCAUGGGUAAAAACUACAAUAAACUGAAAAAUACAUUGCGGAAUUUAAGUCUCCACACAGUGUGUGAGGAAGCCCGGUGCCCCAACAUUGGAGAGUGUUGGGGAGGUGGGGAAUAUGCCACAGCCACAGCCACGAUCAUGUUGAUGGGGGACACAUGCACAAGAGGUUGCAGAUUUUGUUCCGUUAAGACCGCAAGAAAUCCCCCUCCAUUGGAUGCCAAUGAGCCCGACAAUACGGCCAAAGCAAUUGCAGAGUGGGGUCUGGAUUAUGUUGUCCUGACGUCGGUGGAUCGAGAUGAUGUGGCCGACGGGGGAGCUGAGCACAUCGCCAAGACCGUGUCAUGCUUGAAGGAAAGGAAUCCAAAAAUCCUCGUGGAAUGCCUCACCCCAGACUUCCGAGGUGAUCUGAGAGCAGUGGAGAAGGUGGCUCUGUCUGGAUUAGAUGUGUAUGCACACAAUGUGGAGACUGUCCCCGAGUUACAGAGGAAAGUUCGUGAUCCCCGGGCCAAUUUUGACCAGUCUCUUCGUGUACUGAGACAUGCCAAGGAGGUCCAGCCUGAUGUUGUUUCCAAAACAUCGAUAAUGCUGGGCCUUGGUGAGACAGACGAGCAAGUCUAUGCCACACUGAAAGCUCUCCGUGCGGCCGACGUGGACUGUUUAACUCUAGGGCAGUACAUGCAGCCAACGAAGCGCCACCUUAAGGUUGAAGAAUAUGUUACUCCUGAGAAGUUCAAAUACUGGGAAAAAGUAGGGAAUGAACUUGGAUUUCUCUAUACGGCAAGUGGUCCUUUGGUGCGAUCUUCAUAUAAAGCAGGUGAAUUUUUCCUGAAAAAUCUAGUGGCUAGAAGAAAAACAAAAGCUUCUAAAGUGUAGCCAAGCCCUUCAAGAUCACAGGAGUGUUGCGAUUUUGCUUCCAGUUGGUGUGAGGAUGGUGUCACCCUGUCAGGAUUCCUGUGAGUGCAAGGCAGCACCGUUCUGAAGGGUCUGAUGGCUGAUCGAAGCGGAAUGGUGUAUACCUGUAAUUCCACCCAGGAAAAAAAAAAGGAAAAGAAAAAGAGAAAAGAAGAAAGAAAAGAAGCCUAUAACCCUGUAAACGACACACAUUUAGUGAUAAUUCAUGGACUUCUUGCUGGCCUUUGUCCUCAUCCUUGUCAGUGAUGACUUGAUCACAGAACAGCUUGGAACGGCUUGCUGUUGCCAUUGUAAUUCAAGUCUAUGAACAUUUAGAAGAUCUUAUAAAUUACAGUAACCCAUGUGAAAUUUCUUUUCUUAAAAAGAUUUAUUUUUAUUUGCGUGUGUGUAUGUGUGUGUGUGUGUGUGUGUUAGUGUGUUAGAGGAACACAUGCGCACACACACAUAUGGACUCCGUGACACAUAAUAAUCUUUGUAAGUCAGCCCCAGUGUGGAGUUGGGAAGGCUCACGAGCUCCCAAUAAUGUCAGUAGCUGAGGAGGGGAGGCGGUCUUCUUUAAGGGUGUGGCCUUUGUGUGACCCAUGCUCUAGAGCAGUGGCUCUCAGCCUUUCUCACGCUGAGGCCCUUUAAUACGGUUCCUAAAGUAUGGUGACCCCAGCCAUCAAAUUAGCUUUGUUGCUACUUCAUUACCGUGAUUUUGCUACUGUUCAUGAGUUGUAAGUGUGUGAUACCCAGGGUAUUGUGACCCUUACCCUCCCGCUAGGGUCGAGCCUUUGUGGUCCUUAUGGACACUUCCUCUUGUAGUCAUUACAUACCCAUGCACUCUGCUGUCCACAAAUGUCGUAAAGCCUCUGGGCCACUGCUGGCUCCUUCCUACUCUUGUUUUAUUGAAUUACACAGCCCCUACUGGUACCUCUUGCUACUCUUAAUUAUAGUGGGUUCCUUACAAAAAGAACAUACCUGUGUGCACAGGAUAAGACAUGAUGGUACACACUUUGAACCUCAGCAGUUGUGUGGAAGAUUGCAGUGAGUUGAAGGCCAGCCUGGGUCAAAGCCCUUUAUUAUCUGUCCUUCCAAACUGGAUGUGGACUUUUUGUUGUUUGUUGAGACAGGGUCUCAUGCAGCCCAGGCUACUCAGACUGGCUGUGUGGUAGAGGAUGACCCCUGAUGUCCUGGCUCUGUCCCUAAGUGCUGUGAUCACAGGCCUGCAACACUAGCUGGCAAGGAGUACACUCUCACACCAGUACUUGGAGGCAAUGGAGAAGAUCACAGUAUUCCAGGCCAGUCUAGACUGUGCAGCAAAGUCACCCAAAGUCACCUUCCUUACCUGCCUCAAGCAAUCUUCUGUUCCUCAUGUUCCUCCUGAACUCCAGACCAAACCCAGCCUUUAUUUUCCUGUCUGUUGUGUGGGCUAUGAGACAGGGUCUCACAGUGUAGCAAAGGUUAUCACAGAACUCAGUUCUGUAGUCAGGGCUGUCCUGGAACUCCUGGCAUCUGCCUGCUCUGCCUCACAUUACAGGGAGAAAGCCACUCCACUCUGCCUCCUGCCUCUUUUUGUUGUUGCUAAAUUUUAAAAUAAGAUCUACUUUUU